GAAACUCAGUAGUUGAUACUAACUCAUCAACAUGUUGAAGUUCGUAAUUUUAUUGUCUGCUGUUGCUUGCUGCUUGGGCGCCGCCAUCCCUGAGGGUAUGCUCCCUCAAUCGGAGGGUCGCAUUGUUGGCGGUGUUGCCACCACCAUCAGCUCCUUCCCCUGGCAAAUCUCUUUGCAACGUUCCGGUUCUCACUCCUGCGGUGGUUCCGUCUACUCCGCCAAGAUCAUUGUCACCGCUGCCCAUUGCUUGCAAUCCGUUUCCGCUUCUGUCUUGAAGGUCCGUGCUGGCUCCAGCUACUGGAACUCUGGCGGCACUUUGGUUUCCGUUGCCGCUUUCAAGAACCACGAAGGUUACAGCUCCAGCACCAAGGUCAACGAUAUUGCUGUCAUCCGCUUGUCGUCCUCCUUGACCAUGAGCUCCACCAUCAAGGCUAUUGCUUUGGCUUCCACCGCUCCCGCUAAUGGUGCUGCUGCUUCCGUCUCUGGCUGGGGUACCACCUCUUUCGGCUCUUCCUCCGUCCCAUCCCAAUUGCGUUAUGUCAAUGUUAAGAUUGUUGGCCGCACCCAAUGCGCUUCCUCCACCUAUGGUUAUGGAUCUAAGAUCAAGGCCAGCAUGAUCUGUGCCUACACUGUUGGUAAGGAUUCUUGCCAAGGUGAUUCUGGCGGCCCAUUGGUCUCUGGUGGUGUCUUGGCCGGUGUUGUCUCCUGGGGUCAAGGUUGUGCCCAAACCAACUAUCCCGGUGUGUAUGCUGAUGUUGCUGCCCUCCGUUCCUGGGUUGUUAGCGCUGCUUCCUCUGUUUAAGAAUAAAAUUACGAACUUGAAUAAAAUUUCGUUAAUUUUUUAGAACAAA
Molecule: messenger RNA, 851 nt
Organism: Musca domestica (house fly)
Lineage: Eukaryota; Metazoa; Arthropoda; Insecta; Diptera; Muscidae
Product: trypsin alpha-4
Exons: 1
Coding region: 32-802 (256 amino acids)
Biological process (GO): proteolysis
Molecular function (GO): serine-type endopeptidase activity
Source: RefSeq, a predicted model, not a curated record